This is a messenger RNA of Chlorella variabilis, 1191 nucleotides long. RefSeq lists its product as hypothetical. Bases 1 to 1191 code for a protein of 396 amino acids. Lineage: Eukaryota; Viridiplantae; Chlorophyta; Trebouxiophyceae; Chlorellales; Chlorellaceae. The transcript is spliced from 8 exons. Gene Ontology annotation, biological process: branched-chain amino acid catabolic process. The record is from RefSeq and is a predicted model, not a curated record. Gene Ontology annotation, molecular function: oxidoreductase activity, acting on the aldehyde or oxo group of donors, disulfide as acceptor.
AUGGACUUCCCCGGCGGCUCCGUACCCUUCACCCCCACCCUCACGUUUGUGGGCGGCACCUUCUCGCCCCGUGCCCCGCUGCCCUGCUACCGCACCAUCGACGCGGCGGGGCACGCGGUGGGGGAGGCGGACGUGCCGCACGUGCUGGGGCAGGACACUGCGGUACGCAUGUACCAAACCAUGGUCAAGCUGCAAACCGUGGACACCAUCUUUUACGAGGCCCAGCGCCAGGGCCGCUUCUCCUUCUACAUGACCAGCAGCGGGGAGGAGGCAACGGCCAUCGGCUCAGCGGCGGCGCUGACCAACGACGACGUGGUGUUCAGCCAGUACCGCGAGCAGGGCGUGAUACUGUACCGCGGAUUCUCGGUCCAGGACAUGGCCCACCAGUGCUUUGGCAACAUGCACGAGCAGGGGCGGGGCCGGCAGAUGCCCAUCCACUACGGCAGCAAGGCGCUCAACUUCCACACCAUCUCCUCCACCCUCGCCACCCAGCUGCCGCACGCGGUGGGCGCCGCGUACGCGCUCAGGCUGGACAAGAAGCAGGCGUGCUCGGUGGCAUACUUUGGGGAGGGGGCGGCCUCGGAGGGCGACUUCCACGCCGCCAUGAACUUCGCCGCCACGCUGGGGGCGCCCGUCGUCUUCAUCUGCCGCAACAACGGCUGGGCCAUCAGCACACCCGCCACAGACCAGUACCGGGGCGACGGCAUCGCGGGGCGCGGCCCCGGCUACGGGAUGGCGGCACUGCGGGUGGACGGCGGGGAUGCGCGGGCGGUGUUCAAUGCCACGGCAGAGGCGAGGCGCAUCGCGAUAGAGGAGCACGUGCCGGUGCUGGUGGAGGCGAUGAGCUACCGAAGCGGCCACCACUCCACCUCAGACGACAGCUCCAGGUACCGCGCAGCGGAGGAGAUGCGGCAGUGGCGGGCGCGAGACCCCGUCACCCGCUUCCAGCGCUGGCUGAUCGACCAGGGGUGGUGGGACGAUGCCCAGGACACGGCGGCGCGGCAGGAGGCGCGCAGGGAAGUGAUCCAGGCGCUGGAGACAGCACAGAAGGCGCCCAAGCCGCCGCUGUCGGCCAUGUUUAGCGACGUGUAUGCGGAGAUGCCGUGGCACCUGGCCAGGCAGCAGGCGGAGGUGUUUGCCCACGUGACGGCCCACCCAGACGCCUGCCCUGCAGACAUCCCUGUAAAGUAG